AUGCUGAUGCGGUCGCUGAGGAUACCGCCGACGCUCCUUCUCUUUCUCAUCUUCUGCGGGUUCCUUGGAUGGCACUUUAGCCACUCGCCGCUUCCCACUCCCGCGCCCGCACCGCGACCACCGCCACCGCCAGCAGAGCGCAUUCCAGCGCCAGCACCUCUUCGCGUAGCUCUGGUGACGUUCGUGACGGAUCAGAAUUCGUACAUUCACAUCUCGCUCAAGUCCAAAGACCACUACGUUCGCCGCCAUGGCUACGACCUCAUCGUCGAUUACGAAGCGCACACAAGGGAUAAAGGCACAGUGUGGUGGAAGUUUGACAUGAUUCGGCGCUUGGUCAAGAAGGAACAGUGGGACUGGAUAUGGUGGCUCGACUUCGACACCUUGAUUACGAAUACGGACAUCAAGGUCACCGACAUCAUCGAGGAGACGCUGAAGAACGCCACGAACCCAGAUGACCUUGACUUCCUCUUCUCCAACGACUGCAACAAUCUCAACCUCGGCUCGUUUAUCGUCCGAUCUGGCGAGCGCUCGCUCAAGUUCCUAGACGAUGUGUACGCUGUUGAGGCCGCUGGAAAGAAGGUGGACCCGGAGGCGCAGCUGAGCGAGCAGGAUGCGAUCACCAAGCACAUGGAGCAAGACCCAGUCUCCAAAGCCAGGACUACCAGCAUUCCGCAGUGGAUGGUCAACUCGUUUCCGGAUGAAAUACCGUGCUACGAGGAGCCAGCGCGGCCUUGGAGGCACGGCCACUUUCUGGUGCAUUUUGCUGGCGCAUGGGCGCAUGUGAAGGGCGAGGAUCCGACGGGACAGCUUAUGAAGAAGUACAAAAACGAGAUCAUCUGGGGAAAUUGGAAGGACUUCUAUUAG
Messenger RNA from Paraphaeosphaeria sporulosa, 864 nucleotides. RefSeq lists its product as uncharacterized. Gene Ontology annotation, molecular function: glycosyltransferase activity. The transcript has 3 exons. The record is from RefSeq and is a predicted model, not a curated record. NCBI's taxonomy places the organism in Eukaryota, Fungi, Ascomycota, Dothideomycetes, Pleosporales, Didymosphaeriaceae. Gene Ontology annotation, biological process: protein N-linked glycosylation. Gene Ontology annotation, cellular component: Golgi membrane. The coding region runs from base 1 to 864 and encodes 287 amino acids.